Molecule: messenger RNA, 1217 nt
Organism: Danio rerio (zebrafish)
Lineage: Eukaryota; Metazoa; Chordata; Actinopteri; Cypriniformes; Danionidae
Gene: dhrs7
Product: dehydrogenase/reductase (SDR family) member 7
Source: RefSeq, marked provisional
AGUGCUUCCGUCACUCUGUGAAGGCAUAACAAGUGAAGUGUCUCGAUGGAUAUAUGCUGGCUGUGUGUUGGUCUUGCUGGGACCGCAGUUUAUUUACUAGUGCAGUUCAUACGCUUCAUUUUCGCCGACGCUGAUCUGACUUUGUUAUGGGCGGCCAGGUUCGGCAAAACACCAGAGUCAACGUUUAGAGGUAAAGUGGUGUGGAUUACCGGAGCCUCCAGUGGCAUCGGGGAAGAGUUGUCUCUCCAGCUGGCUGCGAUCGGCGCUCGCCUGGUUUUGUCUGCCCGCAGGGAGAAUGAGCUGGAGAGGGUGAAGCGCCUUUGUUUAGAGCGCUCCUCUCUAAAGGCUGAGGAUAUUCUUGUUUUGCCACUGGAUUUAAUGGACCGCGCAUCACAUCCAGAAAAAACCACAGCAGCUCUGGAGCACUUUGGUGAAAUCGAUGUGUUGAUAAACAAUGGUGGCCGGAGCCAGCGUGCUCUGUGCGUUGAUGCGGAUGUCGAUGUGUACCAGGCUCUUAUGGAGCUCAACUAUCUUGGCACCGUGUCCAUUACCAAGCAGGUGUUGCCCCACAUGAUCCGGCGUGGCACUGGUAUCAUAGCAACUGUCAGCAGUGUUGCUGGCUUUGUAGGGGCACCCUUGGCAACAGGGUAUGCGGCGAGCAAGCAUGCACUGCAGGGCUUCUUUAAUUCUCUGAGAACUGAACUUUCUGAUUGUCCAAACAUCCUGAUCAGUAACAUCUGUCCCGGACCUGUAAUAUCAAGCAUCGUUCAAAACGCCUUCACUGAGGAGCUGGGCAAGCCAGUGGCCACAGCUGGUGAUCAGACGCAUAAGAUGUCUACAGAGCGCUGCGUUCACCUCACUCUAGUGGGUCUGGCCAACCGUGUGAAGGAGAUGUGGAUCGCUGAGCAGCCCUUUUUGCUCUUCUGCUAUGUGUGGCAGUACACUCCAACACUGGCCUGGUACCUGACUAAUGUUCUGGGCAAAAAACGUGUGCAGAACUUCAAAGCUGGAGUGGAUGCAGACGCAGCAUACUUCAGCAAGCCAAAGGCCAAGACAUCUUGAAAAUUUCCUCAAGAAUCAGCAAUGAGGUCGGCACUCAUAGCUUCAAGGGCAAAUUUCAGAUGUUAGUUUUAGCCCGAUAGAUUUAUGGAUAUCUAAAAGCUUGUGUGCUCCAAAAUUCACAUUUACAAAAUAUAAAAUUCAUAUAAACAUUCAAA